This is a messenger RNA of Phanerochaete carnosa HHB-10118-sp, 1495 nucleotides long. RefSeq lists its product as uncharacterized. Lineage: Eukaryota; Fungi; Basidiomycota; Agaricomycetes; Polyporales; Phanerochaetaceae. The transcript is spliced from 2 exons. The record is from RefSeq and is a predicted model, not a curated record. The coding region runs from base 103 to 1245 and encodes 380 amino acids.
GCGCCUUGUUUCAUGUGUCACGACAAACUCUGAGGUACCGGUGUUACAGUGCGCCAUAUAGUUGCGGCUUAAACGAACCGCGGCCGCUAAAAUUUCAAUAACAUGGCGGUUAAUCUACCAUCAGAACUCACUACAAUCAUCCUGGAAUACGCAUAUUACGACGCUAAUGGCCAGCCAGACAGGCGGACGCUCAGUGCUUGUACGCUGCUUUGCACAUCAUGGUCGGCGGUUGCACAGCCUUUGCUGUUCCGCCAUGUCUGUGCACCUAGCAGCAAGGAUCAUGAAAAUCGUCUAGCAAUCUUCCGCUCGACCUUACUCUCCGGCUCCGAACAUGGACGGAUACUGGCGGCCCAAGUCCGUCGCGCAGAAGUGGCUAUCAGGGAUCUUGCCGACGUAGAGAUCUUCGUCGAGCUCAUCUAUCAUUGCCACCAUCUAUACGAGCUGAUACUACGCGUCCACGGCGUGCAUGCGUUUCAGAGCUCCACUCUCGAGGCUCUCGGCGCGCCUGCCAUCAUAGGGCGCCCUGCGCCCAUUCGCGCGCUGGCUCUCCUUUCGUGCGGCAUCCAAUCCCCCAUCCUGUACCAGCUCUUGGCCACUUGGCCUACCAUCCGCUUCCUACGCUUAGGCACAGAGCUGGCGGCACACCCGCCAACAGACAUGCCCAUACGCGCGAGCCUGUACGAGCUCUCACUUGCGCGUACCCCGUGCGUUGAAGGCAUGGGUUGGCUACUCUCCAAUUCACAAGGCACACUACGCAUCUUCGAGUGUCAUGCGGCGCCUGAAGGAGCACAUCGCGAAAUCCUCGCCGCGCACACUGCACACCUGCUCUCGCUGCGGCUCUUCCGCCACACUUUCGGCGUGCCUGCGCUGCUCCGGCGAUGCAGCUCGCUGCGCGAGGUCAUGCUCACGCAAGUAUCGGACUUUCUCCCGCUCGGAGAAUUGCCUGCAGCCCUCGAGCAUCUGACGUUCCGACAUUUCAUGAGCACGCAUUCAGUGCUGCCUCCGUCAAUUCUGGAGGCCAUCGAGAAACUGCCGAAGUUGCGCCUCGUAUCUUGCGAUGUCUCGGCACGGCUGGCAACUAACUAUGCCGCUCUGGAGGAGAAGUGCACACAGAAGGGCGUCGUGCUCGAUCACGAUGUCGUGCCUAUCCGUGCGUUCGAAGAUCCUAUUCCUUUGGUGAGGUUUCCUCGGGGCCGAAGCGUUGACAACCUCCGUUAUAUGAAUCCAGAGGCACAAGAAGAUUAGACUUGGCUGGGGUAAUAGGAAUGAACCGCGGGGAUGCGCUUCUGAGCGCAAGGGAAGCACUAGGGACGGGCCGCGAGCUGACUGCAUCUGAUUUGACGGUCUAGUACACGUUGUCACUGUAUUAUCGCCUCUUUGCCAUCUGAAGCGUUAGAUUAUCGAUAUACAUCUGCAGAGUCUCGUUGCCCGAUGCGAGUUUGUUCACAUCGGCUUGCACGGCUUUGACCCGGGCCAAGAGGGCUUCAGAGAAGCC